Dothidotthia symphoricarpi CBS 119687 is the source of this 873-nucleotide messenger RNA. RefSeq lists its product as uncharacterized. The record is from RefSeq and is a predicted model, not a curated record. Bases 1 to 873 code for a protein of 290 amino acids. NCBI's taxonomy places the organism in Eukaryota, Fungi, Ascomycota, Dothideomycetes, Pleosporales, Dothidotthiaceae. The transcript has a single exon.
AUGCCGUUCAAUGGAGCGUCACCAAAGCAGAAUGUUUCAGGCCCAGAUACCACAGUGAGACCACAAAAGUCGCCAGAAUUCAAUUCUCCUGGCUCGACCGCAACAGUGUUAGAGAUUCACACCAGAUUGCAGGAUACCUUCGAGAGCGACCUGACGAAUUCCGACCAACGAGGUUCCAUUUAUGUGCUCCUUGACCCGAACCGCCCUGAACUUCGGAAGAUAGGGAUAUCAACGAAUGUAGGGAAACGUCAAAAAAGCAUUCAGUAUGCUUGUGGACUUAAGCUCCACCUAAUACAUGAAAGGACAGUCGACAAUUACAAACGAGUGGAGGCCCUCGUUCAAGACGAUCUUUGGAAUGUUUGUCGACCCUACAAAUGCCAGAAGUGCGGCACGAAACAUGGAGAAUGGUUCAACGUAGACAAUCAUCUUGCUAGGGAGACCGUGGAUAAAUGGGUCAAAUUCAUGCGCGAAGAGCAGCCCUAUGAUACAACUUCAAAGACGCUUCAGCCAUUCUGGAGACAUCUGAUCGCGGUUAGGGAGCCUCUGUUCAAAGAGAAAAGUCUCGAUAUCGAUACGCUUCGAAUGCAUUGGGCUCAUAUGUUGUCGCCAUCUGUUCCCAUCCGCCUACACUACCGAGUUUGUAUGGUAUGGAGAUUCGUCUGGAGAUUUUACUGGCAGGUGAACGCCACGAGCGCCUGGGUGGGAGUGUUCGUUGCUUUCCAAAACCGACUUACUUUCCUUUUCAUGCUUUCAUCCAUCGUUGGAGUAUUCAUCAGCAUGUAUGGAGGAGGAGAUGAUUGGUCGCCACGAGCUUCGAAGAGUCCAAGAAAGUCACCCUCAAAAGAGAAGUCAGUACCUCCAGUGCCAUACUGA